CAGGAGUGAUAUCAAUACAACACUGUUUUACUUGAAGACAGCUCUUGACAAGCUAACACAAGCCAACGUAUCAUCUUUUAAAGAACAUUCUGUAGAAUGCAUUUGGUUCAUGAAAAUCGCCUGGAAUUUAGCGUUGGAAAGUAAAGGUUUAAACCAAGAGAUGGGUGAGCUGUUUCUACUCACAGACCAGUUUGCCAAGUUGUGCCCACAGGACAAAACAAGUUUAUUAAAACAGAAAUCAUCUCUUUUCAUGGCGGCUGGCUGUUGUUUGGAAAUGGCCAAAGAAGAGAAAAAUAUUGAAGAAAAGAAAAAGUGCUUUUUGCAAGUAUUAGAUCACGUAAACAGUUGUCGGAAAGUACUACAACUGCUGAAACAAAGCUUUAAUCAAGAUCAAGAGAUUACAGAUGACGUUCCUUUGGCUUUAUUUGUUUACGAGUUUGACGCAAAAGCGAACUUGGAUUGUGAUGAUGUGGAGUGUCUAGUGGAAAAGAUUUCUAAACUUCCAAAUGUUGAUGGAAAAACAUUUGAAACGAUUGCAGCUCUUUCAACUGAACUUCAACACACACCAAGAAACAUUCAAAUCACCAAGAACGCGUUGGUAUUGGCAAUUCGCGCGCAUUGCAAGAACAACUCUCCUGACUACCCCAGUUGUAGUAAAUCAUACCAGAAACUGAUUGAGUUGUGUCUACGAAAUGGGGCCAGUGGUGAUGUUGAAAGCAAAGAAGAAGCGUGGAGUUUUUAUCAGGAAGUUGCUAACCUCAUUGAGAGUGACAAAAAGUCCACAAUACCAGAAAUUGAGGUUCAAUGGUUGAUGACAAAAUCAUGGAACACUGGAGUUCACCUGUAUGGAGAUGGGAAAUACCAAGCAGCUGAGAAAUGGUGUGGUAUGGGGAUGAGAUUACUGAAUCAACUGACGGAUUUUAAACACUUUUACGAAACGAAGAUGACUGAACUUUAUUCUGAGAUAUUGUCAGGAAUUGAAUCAGAAGGAAUGAAGAUGUUGGUGGAGGAAUAAAAUAUUACUAUGUUCCUUUGUUCUAAUUGAACUGUUCUAAUGUUAAUUUGUUACAUAUCAAAAACAUUCCAAAUUUGUGUGUAUAUAAAAUUCCUAUAACAAUGAAUUUUUUUGAA
Dendronephthya gigantea is the source of this 1131-nucleotide messenger RNA. RefSeq names its product testis-expressed protein 11-like. The record is from RefSeq and is a predicted model, not a curated record. Gene Ontology annotation, cellular component: central element. The coding region runs from base 110 to 1015 and encodes 301 amino acids. Lineage: Eukaryota; Metazoa; Cnidaria; Anthozoa; Malacalcyonacea; Nephtheidae. Gene Ontology annotation, biological process: reciprocal meiotic recombination; synaptonemal complex assembly; male meiosis chromosome segregation. The transcript has 10 exons.